Messenger RNA from Mycotypha africana, 894 nucleotides. RefSeq lists its product as uncharacterized. The coding region runs from base 1 to 894 and encodes 297 amino acids. The record is from RefSeq and is a predicted model, not a curated record. The transcript has 3 exons. Lineage: Eukaryota; Fungi; Mucoromycota; Mucoromycetes; Mucorales; Mycotyphaceae.
AUGAAACCUGAAAACAGUACCGAUACAGAAAUGAAGAACACAAUUAGUGAUGCAAUUGAUACAGAGACACCCCGAUUGAAAUCAUUGUCUGUAUCUGACGACAAUGAAAGCAAGAAAUUAGCCACUGAGAAUCAGAUGAAGAAAAAAAAAAAAAAGCCAACCGUAGGGGAGGAUGUGUUUACCAGACAGAGCGUGAAGAAUUGGCAAGAGCCACGUAUAAAAGCCUGGCAGUCUAGAUACACGUCUCCUGAAGCCUUUUAUUUUCGAUUUGUUACGCCCGGUGAAGGAGUUAAAACAGGUCCUUGGAGUCCUGCAGAACAAGCAUUAUUUAUGAAAAGAUAUAAUGAAUGGGUAGAAAAAGAAUAUAAAAUUGGUGCAUCCUGGGGAAUGUUUAGCUGCGCUAUACCUCACAGAGUUGGGUAUCAAUGUAUGGGCAAUUAUCGUCGACUCCUUAGUGCUGGACAGUUAACCGACGACAGUUACGAGACCAUCAAUGGAAAAUUGAAACAAACGAAUCGAGGCAAACCCCCAGGAUACAAAGUGCCGGUAAUGGAUAAGUUAGGGCCAGAAUGGGAAGAUGAAGAAGUGAAGGAGAUAGAAAAAAACGUAGAUCAAUGGGUGAAAGAGUUUCAUGCAGGAUCUGCUUCCUUAAAAAAAGGUCCGUCACGAUCAUCUACUGCGAAAAAAGCUGCUCCAAGAGUGCUGAAAACGACAUCAAGAGGAUCAAGCAUAGGAAAUUUACUGAAAAAAAUGCCUUCACAGAAUAGAGAAACCGGGACCGAUUAUGAUUUUAUGAUAGAGGCUGUUGAUCCGGAGAUAGCUCACCUUCAACAGAGAGAUUGGGAAACAGAGUGGCAAUCUCGAUUAGAGAACUAUAAGAAAUUUUUAGAGUAA